AUGUCUGCAUACCCGGUCGCCUACAAUGGCUCCGCCACCGGAACUGGGGGUGAUUCGUUGACAGAGGAUUUGAACAUCUAUUACAAUGCUGGUGAUAUCGCCUGGGUGGUAACCUCUUCGGCCCUGGUGUUGCUGAUGAUUCCGGGUGUUGGGUUCUUCUACUCGGGUCUGGCGCGUCGAAAGUCGGCUCUCUCUCUGAUAUGGCUGUCCAUAAUGUCUGUUGGUGUUGUGUCAUUUCAAUGGUUCUUCUGGGGCUAUUCGUUGGCCUUCUCCCACACCGCAGGCACAUAUAUUGGGGAUCUGGCCAACUUUGGUAUGAAGGAUGUUCUGGCGGCGCCCUCUGUGGGCGGCUCCAAGGUCCCUGAUAUCCUGUUUGCUAUCUUCCAGGGCAUGUUCGCCGCUAUUACUGUUGCCCUGGCCGUUGGUGCCGUUGCAGAGCGUGGCCGAAUGCUACCAUGCAUCGUCUUUAUGUUCGUCUGGUCGACCAUCAUCUACGACCCUAUUGCGUGCUGGACAUGGAACUCCUCCGGUUGGGUCUACAAGCUCGGUGGCCUGGAUUUCGCCGGCGGGACUCCCGUCCACAUCGCCUCGGGCUCUGCUGCCCUCGCCUACUCCCUGAUGCUGGGCAAGCGUCGUGGCCACGGCACUCACGAACUCAACUACCGCCCACACAACGUCACUCACGUCGUCAUCGGCACCGUCUUCCUAUGGGUGGGAUGGUUUGGUUUCAAUGCUGGCUCUGCUCUGGCGGCGAAUCUGCGGGCCGUCAUGGCUGCGGUUGUUACCAACCUGGCUGCUUCCGUCGGAGGAGUGACCUGGUGUCUGCUGGACUACCGUCUGGAGCGUAAGUGGUCCACCGUCGGCUUCUGCUCGGGUGUCAUCGCUGGUCUGGUGGCUAUCACUCCCGGUUCGGGAUUCGUCACUCCCUGGGCGGCUUUCAUUUUCGGCGUCGUAGGUGCUGUUGCCUGCAACUAUGCUACCAAGUUGAAGUUCUUGCUCCGCGUUGAUGAUGCUCUGGAUAUCUUUGCCGUCCACACCAUUGGUGGUCUGGUUGGCAACCUUCUCACUGGUCUCUUUGCUGCUGACUACAUCGCCCACCUUGACGGCUCUACCGAGAUCCCCGGUGGCUGGAUCAACCACAACUACAUUCAGCUCGGCUACCAGCUUGCCGAUUCAGUGACCGGAUUUGCCUACUCAUUUUUUGGUACCUGCCUCAUUCUGUUCAUCAUCAACCUGAUCCCCGGACUCCACCUGCGUGCGCCGGAAGAGGAUGAGAUCCUGGGCAUUGACGAUGCCGAGAUUGGCGAGUUUGCCUAUGACUAUGUGGAGGUCACUCGUGACAUUGUCAACGGCGUCGAGGCCAGCGACGCCGGCUCAAAGCGCACUAUGACUCCGACGGGAGAUAACAGUGCGACUGUCGACACCAAGGCUUAG
Molecule: messenger RNA, 1434 nt
Organism: Penicillium macrosclerotiorum
Lineage: Eukaryota; Fungi; Ascomycota; Eurotiomycetes; Eurotiales; Aspergillaceae
Product: ammonium permease MEP2
Exons: 6
Coding region: 1-1434 (477 amino acids)
Biological process (GO): ammonium transmembrane transport
Cellular component (GO): plasma membrane
Molecular function (GO): ammonium channel activity
Source: RefSeq, a predicted model, not a curated record